Caenorhabditis elegans is the source of this 824-nucleotide messenger RNA. Lineage: Eukaryota; Metazoa; Nematoda; Chromadorea; Rhabditida; Rhabditidae. The record is from the annotation of a RefSeq genome assembly.
AUGAAAUUUCAUCUACUCUUCCUCACAUUCUUGUCGCUCAUUGUGAGCGGUCGCCUCACAAGCAACCGCGGAGAGCUCCCAACCACGAUCAAUGAGACCGUCGAUGCCGCUUCUCGUAGAUCAACGAAUGCAACAGAACCGCUUCCGAUGACUCUAAUCACCAGGAGGUCUAUAGUAAUUUAUCUAAACACGACUGAUAAUUCAGACUCUACUCCCUUUAUCAAUGACUCUAACAUAGCCAUCUUGAAUCCCGAGUUUGAAAAUCUUACAAACUCCUCUGGCUCAGCCUCUCCGACGACAUCCGCGAUUCCUGCCACUUCAACACUAUCCCCCGGGUCCACUGAAAUUUCCAUCUCAGAGCUCCCGACAACAGCCUCACCAAGUGAAACUCAUUUGAUAUCCACAUUCGAAGAAUCGAUUCUUUCUUCCAGCACAAUCCUGUCCCCCAGCUCAACCGAAGCUUUCACCUCAGAGCUCCCAACAACAGAAGCUGCUCCAACUUAUGAGCGUCAGAGUCAGCGAUCGACCUGAAUAUGACCGCUGCAUGCAAUAUGCUGCCUCAGCUGGAUAUUGGCUCACCUUUUUCGAAAAGUACCCAUACUUGAGUGAAGAGUUACUGGAGUUGCCUGUAAACAAAAUUGAGGUUCUCGGAAAAGUGUGCUCAACUUUCAGGUGCCAAUGGACAUCAAAAGGCCGCUGCUGGCUUCCAUUGAUCGAUGUUGAGCCAAUUUGCACCAGACUCAGUAUUCUUCAAGGCGCUUUGGGGAAAUGUUUGAGAAAUCAAAAGAGAAAUGGAUACCGAAGUCAUACUUACCUCGAACUAA